Molecule: messenger RNA, 4529 nt
Organism: Cadophora gregata
Lineage: Eukaryota; Fungi; Ascomycota; Leotiomycetes; Helotiales; Ploettnerulaceae
Exons: 9
Coding region: 2152-3966 (604 amino acids)
Biological process (GO): intracellular potassium ion homeostasis; potassium ion import across plasma membrane
Cellular component (GO): plasma membrane
Molecular function (GO): high-affinity potassium ion transmembrane transporter activity
Source: RefSeq, a predicted model, not a curated record
AGUGCGAAUGGAUUUAAGCGAUUCGCACCCUUUCCCCUCCCGUUCCUGCCGAACCGUGGGACAACCCCGGCAACUCCCCGCUCUUCCGCGCACGAAACCAGAAAACUUUUGACAGAAGGCUUCCUAGAUCUAGGAUUUUUCCUUUGCGGCUCAUAUAUUGAAAGUGAGAGGAAAAGACGACAUUCAAUUGAAAUCUACGUCAUAUAUCUUGAAGCACCAUGCAGGUUCUCAAUAACAUCCAGUCUCACUUCCACUGCCUCAAUACAGUCUCACCCUCUUUCACGCCCCCAAACUCCAAACUCUUCACCCAAAGCUCCCUCUGCAGUCCCUUAUCAUUCGCCUCUGGCACACAGUCUUAUACAGCACGCCCCCAUCCACAUAGAGCGCCUUCGGGAACUCUCCAAACUUCUCACGAUCAAAACACACCGCGAGCAGAUACCCUCCAUUCCUCUCAGGCGUACGGAUCAUCGGAUUUGAGUAGAACAUCCAUGUGAAGAACGCGAGGACUUUGAGACUUGCGAAGCCGAUCUUAGCAACGGAUUGAGAUGGUGGUGACUCUAGUAAUUUCACCGGAUUCUCCGACGCGAUGGGAAUGCUUGGAAGCUUUCAAUGUAUAUGUUUCUUAUUGGCGUCCAUCUCCGGCCAGAACCCUCAAUCCUAAUUCCCCCAUGUCCCGAUAGGAUAUUGUGCUUGUGGCUAAUCAUGGCUGUGGCUGACCCAUGGCUGCAAUCACGUGGUAUAAACACUGGAAGAUAAAAGUUUCGCUUCCGGAGAGGCGAUUUUGGUUGAUUAAGCAACCAUUUGAGUUACGGCAACCUGCGUAUUUUAUCACAUCCAUUGUUAAUCGUCGUCCACCAGUUGUGGGAAAUGGCCGCUCUAUUACAGAUUCACGAAAGAACCGAGCCUCCCAGCUUACCUCGAAUACAGCAACGCCCCUGGACACCAAUUCCACCGAAGCCAACACGGUACAUCCGUGAAGAUGGAGAAGAACUGGAAAUCCUCGAGGCAGAAGCAAGAGUUACAUCCCAGGUAUGUCAUCCUGUAUAGAUAGGAGCUGAAGGUAACUUGCUAUUGCAUUUCGGGCCGGUGACGGGUCUUUCGAUCAUUCAACCAACAUCCUUCGUCUUAUCAAUGAGGACAAGAAACUAACUUUAUUCUAUCUUUUAACCGGACCUUCUAUUGAUCUGCAAUUUCGACAAACCGAUCUUCCACUGAAAAGGCAGACUCAUCACCGCAAGGACCACGCCGUUGAAGUCAAUCAUCGAGCAGACCAUGUCUGGCCUCCAUUUGGUCACAACGACGACAAAUGAUGCUCAUCCCUCUCAACCCCGAGCGUAACCUAAUGCAACGCGCCUGCCUGCAAAUGUCAAAACAAGCGAGGCGAAAUUCGCGCAUUGUUCCCCGCAUUCAGGAGGGCCCGCAUUCUGCUGCGCACCGUGCAUCAGGAGUGCCUUCCCUUUUCGCCAAUGAAGAUCUGGUCUUUAAGCUUCGUGUGUUCAUCCGGGCAGAUCUGUAUCUUUUAUCAGUUAUUUAUAUGCGUGGACUCCUCGGGAAGUUAUUCUGCUGCUGAGUUGCUAAGCUAAUCGUAGGUUCAGGCUGGGGUUACGUUACAUACAUACAUGUAAAUAUUGCCGAAAUAACGCUGCUUCAGCAACAAAAGCCCCGUUAUCAGUGCCAAUUCAAGCAAGCGCUGUCGCCAUCUAAACCUCUCUUGAAAUCACUCUCCCGCACGUCAUGAAGCAAGGUGUUAUUUCUAGGAACAACGCUGUACCCGCAGCAUAGAUCCCCUUAGCCAGCUAGACGCGAGGGUUCUGAUAGCAAUCAUGGCAGCUCAUAGGGUUCUGUACAACGGCAAAGCAUUGGCCAAGCUCACUAAUACGGAAAGAGAAGUUUGGAUCCGAUUUCAUUGGAAGUUUGAAGGAGAGCCAAGACUUGCUCAUGAUUCUCCAUGUUCGCUCAGCCACAACGGAAAAUCCCUCAUACCGUAGAAAUAUCGCAUAGAACAGUCGACCAACCGCACUACUAUCGUUGAUUCAGUAGCACAUCGAAGUCGAAUUCGCGCCGCUGUCUACCUUUUGCAUCUGCGUAUUUUCACAGGUUCAGAAACCUUUUUGCUUGCUGGAUAUUGGACGAGAAGAGAAGCAAGACGCGAUGUGGAAGCCACCCAUAAACUUCAUUACUUUGCACUAUGCAUACAUUAUCGCCCUCGGAAUCGUGGGGUUUAUCAUCAUUUACCCGUAUGGUAACAUGCCAUCGGUCGAUGCGUACUUCUUCGGGGUCAGCGCAUCCACAGAGUCAGGACUCAACACCAUCGACGUGAAAGCUUUGAAGACUUACCAACAGCUGGUCAUCUACUUUAUCCCGAUCAUCGGAAACCUGGGGUUCAUUAAUAUCGUUGUCGUCCUUGUGCGUCUUGUGUGGUUCGAGAAGAGACUUAAGAAGAUCACUUCUGAUUUGGUUCUCCCCCGUCGUCGAGAUGACCAGAUCGCUCCCGAAGAGAAGGAUUGUGAGGGCCAGACGAACAUCGCAGCAGAUAGGCCUACAACAGAAGACGGUGCCAAACUUGAUCAUAAAAGCGUAGUUGCGAACGGGGCGGUACAUACCCCAGGCCACGAGGGAGCCUCUCUCAUCUCGAACAGCACUGGUGCUGCAAAACAUAUUACGUUUGGCCCAGAGUCAGGACGCCAUGAAGCAAAAGCUACAAGAGUGUCGACUCAAAAUCCCGAAGAGGUCUUCAGCGAAGAUGAAGACGAAACAAUAAAAUCAACAACAGAGCCAAGACCAAGUGGGUUAGUCCAACGCCGAAGAGUAGGCGAACACAGCGGGCAAGCAGGCAGUUCCACAGCUCUCGCCCGCGUCGCCUCCUCCAUGUUCGUCGUCGGCGUGCCAGCUCCCCGUCUGGAGGACCGACCCAUUCCACAGCCCAACAAUUCAGCAUCCAAUAUACCAUACCUCUCACGGCAGGCGACGGUAGGCAGGAAUUCGCAGUUCCAUCAACUGACGAACGAGGACCGGUUGAAGUUGGGUGGCAUUGAGUAUCGGAGCUUGAGGCUGCUGCUGAAGAUUGUGCUUGGGUAUUUCUUCGGCUUGCAUAUUUUUGGUGCGAUCUGCCUUGUGGGAUGGAUUCAAUAUGCCCCUGCUAAGUACACGGAAUAUUUGCAGGAAACUGGCCAGAACAAAAUCUGGUGGGCAUUCUACUCCUCCCAAACAAUGAUGGACAAUCUAGGCUUCACACUCACCCCCGACUCAAUGAUCACCUUCCAAGACGCCACCUUCCCCAUGCUGAUCAUGACGUUCCUCGCCUACGCCGGCAACACCUUCUACCCGAUCUUUCUCCGCCUCGUAAUCUGGACCGCAUCCAAGCUCGUCCCCAAAACAUCCUCGCUUAAAGAACCACUCCAAUUCCUGCUGGACCACCCACGACGCUGCUACACACUGCUCUUUCCCAGCCAUCCCACAUGGAUCCUCUUCGGGAUACUUUUCGUUAUGAAUUUCGUUGAUGUGCUGCUCAUCAUAGUCUUGGAUUUGCACAAUGACGCGGUAGCUAAUCUAUCGCCUGGACCGAGACUGCUGGCUGCUAUUUUCCAGGCUGCGUCUGCGAGACAUACUGGUACGUCGACUUUCAACCUCGCGGAAGUAAAUCCUGCUGUGCAGUUCAGUCUGCUUGUCAUGAUGUACAUUGCCGUCUUCCCUAUUGCGAUCAGUGUGCGUGCGUCGAAUACGUAUGAGGAGAAGAGUCUGGGAUUGUAUUCUGAUGAUCGGUUUGAUGUGGAUGAGCAUAAUCCGCGAUCGUAUGUCAUGAUGCAUUUGCGUAAUCAGCUGAGUUUCGAUUUGUGGUAUAUCUUCUUUGGGAUCUUUUGCAUCUGUGUUGCGGAAGCAGACAAGAUCACUGAUCUCAGUAAUCCGGUUCGUAUCUCCCAACUCCACCCAACAGUAAAUGAGAAAACACACAAGAAGACAGCCUAGAGGCGAUAGCUAACGAAAUAUCAGGCAUUCUCCGUAUUCCCAAUCUUCUUCGAAGUUGUAUCUGCCUACGGUAACGUCGGACUCAGUCUCGGGCACCCAACCGUCAUGACAUCUCUCUGCGGGCAAUUCACACCAUUCAGUAAACUCAUCAUCUGCGCCAUGAUGAUCCGCGGCCGUCACCGCGGCCUCCCGUAUCAACUGGACCGAGCCAUCCUCCUUCCGAACGAGCGCCUUAGCAUGUUGGAAGGAGAUAGCCGGGAUCCAAGUGACAGGGAAGUUGAUGUGGGUGCUGAGAAGUUGAAGUUGAAGCGUUAUCAUACGCAGUAGCUCGGGAGUGGGGGAGUUGGAUUACUUCAUAGAAGGGUGGCUUGGGUGGUUCCGAAGGCUGGUUGGCAAUGCUACAGUACUGGGCUUCUUCAUGUGUCUUCGUUGGCGAGAGGUUGGGUGAGGCUGAGCGAGCUAUCAGUUCAGUAUGAUCCCCAGAUUCAAGUAAAUAAAACAGUAGAUGCACCAAGCACCCAGUUUAGCGAACCAAUGGAUGACAGGAAAAAGACAAAAGUGCU